AUGAAGGCGCUCAUCUAUAAUGGAGUCGGAAAGUGCAAGCUUGUAGACAAGGAAAUCCCUCGGCUUGACGGUGGCCUCGACGCUCUGGUAAAGAUGCAGCGAACAACCAUCUGUGGCUCAGACCUUCACAUCCUCAAAGGAGAUGUCCCCACGUGCACGGUCGGUAGGACUUUGGGCCACGAGGGUAUUGGCGUGAUUGAGGAAAUCGGACAAGAGGUCAAGAAUUUCAAAAGGGGCGACCGAGUGCUGAUUCGAUGUAUCACUUGCUGCGGUACCUGUCAGUUCUGCAAAAAGAACAUGGCUGACUGCUGUGUAAAGGCAGGCUGGAUACUCGGCCACACCGUUGAUGGAAGCCAGGCUGAAUAUGUUCGCAUCAAGUACGCCGACACGUCCCUAUACCAUGUACCCGACGGCGUCGAUGAGCGCACACUGCUUUUAUUCAGCGACAUCCUCCCAACAGGCUUGGAAGUCGGCGUCCUCCGUGGAAAGGUGACUCCCGGAUGUACUGUUGCAAUAGUGGGAGCAGGACCGGUGGGUCUUGCAGCUGGACUGACCGCGCAGCUCUAUGCGCCCCGCAAGCUUGUCUUCUUUGACAUGGAUGACUACCGUCUCUCCGUCGCCAAGAGAAUGGGCGCCACACACGUCUAUAACGCCAGUAACCUAAAAGGCACAGUCCGGGAUCUUGCAGCAGAGCACAUCGACGAGGCCGAUGGCUUUGACGUCGUCAUGGAAGCCGUUGGGAUCCCCGCGACCUUUAACAUGUGUGAGGAACUUGUCGGAAAAGGCGGGCAUAUUGCAAAUAUUGGCGUGCAUGGGAAGAGUGUCAACUUACACAUCGAGCGGCUGUGGGCUAGGAGCACGACAAUUAGUAUGGCGCUGGUGUCGGCGCACACGAUUCCGACGUUGUUGGAUUUGUUUGCUGCCGGCAAGAUUAACGGGAGCGCAAUGGUCACGCACGACUUCAAGUUCAGUGAAAUCGAGAAAGCUUACGAUCAUUUCGGACGGGCAGCCGAGACAAAGUCUUUGAAGGUCAGCAUUGAGUUUCAGACGUGA
Messenger RNA from Alternaria atra, 1053 nucleotides. RefSeq lists its product as uncharacterized. The transcript is spliced from 3 exons. Lineage: Eukaryota; Fungi; Ascomycota; Dothideomycetes; Pleosporales; Pleosporaceae. The coding region runs from base 1 to 1053 and encodes 350 amino acids. The record is from RefSeq and is a predicted model, not a curated record. Gene Ontology annotation, molecular function: oxidoreductase activity; zinc ion binding.